CGUCAGCCACAACCCCCUCCGUCUUCCUCAACCGAACCAUGGCUUCUAACUCUACUCCCACCAAGAUGACCCACCGGUUCCUGGGCAACUCUGGUCUCCUGGUCUCCAAGCUGUCGCUGGGCUCUUGGAUGGACUACAACGACAAGUACACUGUCGACGGGUGGUAUGAAAUGGUCAAGAUCGCUUACCAGCACGGUGUCAACUUCUACGAUACAGCUGAGAUCUACGGCAACGGCCAGGCCGAGGAACUGCUCGGUGGUGCCAUCAAGAAGGGCAUCUCCGAAGCGCUCUGGAGUCGCGAGGACCUCGUGAUCUCCACCAAGAUCUUCAAUGGCUCCAAGGGGUUCACGGAUGCCGGCCCCAACGACCAGGGCAACAGCCGCAAACACAUCGUUGAGGGGAUCAAGGCUUCACUUAAACGUCUCGAUCUUGAGUACGUGGACGUCAUUUUCUCGCACCGCCCCGAGCCUUACACGCCCAUUGAGGAGACGGUGCGAGCCAUGAACUUUGUCAUCAACCAGGGCUGGGCCUUCUACUGGGGCACUAGCGAGUGGCUGGCCUCGGACAUCCGCGAGGCCUGUGAGAUCGCAGACCGUCUGGGCAUGAUCCGCCCCAUUGUAGAACAAGCUCAGUACAACAUCUUUGUGCGCAGCAAGGUGGAGUACGAGUAUCUGGACUUGUACAAGAAGUACAAGCUGGGGCUCACGACGUGGUCGCCGCUGGCGUUUGGCACCCUGACGGGUAAGUACAGUGACGGCAAGCCGGAGGGAUCGCGUUACACGUCUCCGAUGUUUAAGGAGGGGAGUCCCUUUGCUGCGGGAUUCGCGGAGCGCGUGGAGAUGGCGGACAAACUGAAGCCGAUUGCCAAGGAGCUCGGCUGCUCUCUCGCUCAGAUGUCCAUGGCGUGGGCUGUGGCCAAUGAACACGCGUCGACGGUUCUCGUUGGCGCUAGUCGACCAUCGCAGCUGGAGGAAAACUUGAAGGCGCUGGACUUUGUCGACAAGAUCACGCCCGAGAUCAAGGCCAAGAUUGACGAAGUUGUCAAGUUCGUGCCGACGGUGUCCGAGAUGGAUCACCUCUCGUUGCUGCGUGGGCGUCACCUGUAA
This is a messenger RNA of Phytophthora infestans T30-4, 1106 nucleotides long. RefSeq names its product voltage-gated potassium channel subunit beta, putative. The record is from RefSeq and is a predicted model, not a curated record. Lineage: Eukaryota; Oomycota; Peronosporomycetes; Peronosporales; Peronosporaceae. Bases 39 to 1106 code for a protein of 355 amino acids. The transcript has a single exon.